This is a messenger RNA of Cuscuta campestris, 929 nucleotides long. The record is from the annotation of a GenBank genome assembly. Lineage: Eukaryota; Viridiplantae; Streptophyta; Magnoliopsida; Solanales; Convolvulaceae.
CAGCCCACGAAAUUAACAAACGGCCCAAACAAUUUACAGCCGUCCGAUCUCCAUUUAUUUCCUGUUCUCGUUAUCACCAUCCGUCAGAUUCUCUCUCUCCCUUCAUUGUCUGGCUCUAUUUGUUUAUGUACACACAAUUUUUUUAACGAAUCUUUCAUUUUCCCCCCUUAUCUUCUUCUUCUUCCCGCUUCCAUUUUCGGGGUUUUGCUUUAUUUCGCCAUUUAAAUGCGAUCUGGUUUCUCCCUCUAGUUUCCAUACCUUUUUAGUAGUAGUUUCUCAGGCGCUACCGAUCAUGGAUCUGACUGAACAAACGAGAUCGGAGUCGGAGGAGAGCAAUGCGAGUAGCCAUGUCAAGAGCUGCAGCGAUUGUAAAACCACCAGAACGCCGCUCUGGAGAGGCGGCCCGCGGGGCCCUAAGUCGCUCUGUAACGCGUGCGGGAUCAAGUACAACAAGAAGAGGAGGCAGAUGCUCGGUCUGGACCGGGGGAGGGAGGAGAGAAGGAAGAAGCGGAUGCGAGGCGGCGGCGAAGGAGGCGUUGCAACCAGAGGAAGCGCCGGCGGGAGCACGGAGUCGCUGAGGACGAUGUGGAUGGCGCUGAAAGGAGAGUCGGCGAUCCGGCGAUCGGAAAAGCUGUUGAGUCAGUUGAGGGAGGAGGAACAGGCGGCGAUACUUUUGCUGGCCCUGUCUUACAGCUCCGUUUACGCUUAGACCCGACCCGGCCCGGCCCAGAAACAAAUUUUACCGUUGCGGUGAAACAGGUUGAAACCCUAAAGCCCCGAUCGCCGCAUUGGGCGGUUUUUACCGCCGUAAAAUCCCUCUAGGUGUAGGAUUUGCUAAUCCAUUGUUAACCUCUAGCUAAUUCUGAUUGUUACAAACAAUAAAUGAAAAGGCUAUGGAAAUAUGGAAUUGUACUGUAUGGUAUUAACCG